UCUGGUAUUCACCUUCAAAAAAAGCCCCAUCACAUUCGACUGUUUCUUAUGAUGAAGGGGGAUCUUGUUGUGAAGUUUUUUCUAGUAGUAUGCGUUCUUCUGAUUCCAGCGAGUGGAGGAAUGCUGAGUGAUGAAGUGGGGGAUGCCGAGUUUAUUAUUAGCACCAGCUUUACUCGACAUUAUUGGAAAUCCAUUGAACGACACGAUCAAGCUCUGCUUCAUAUCUCUCGCCAUUUGGCUCGCCGCGGUGGCCUUCCACAAGCCGAUCGAACUCCAGGAGAGCCAGCAGGAGUAGCAGCAGCAGCUUCGGUUGGUGUGAAAAGCACGAUGAGGCCUGGCAAUCGGAAACCUUCAGGGCGUCAGGGUUCUGUCAGUCGCAGACUGCUCGACCACGGCGCGCGCUGAUUGAUUAAAAAAGCAUUCCCGGAUCGGAUCACAUCUCGAAAGGGUGCACUAUGGUAUCACAACUCCGACUUGAUGUCAAGGACGUGCAAUCACUAUCUGUGAUCAACAACCUUUUCAGAUGCUCGAUGUUAUAUUGCCUGGGGAGGGCUGGAGAAUCUGCUCCACCUUUCCUUCCAUCGUCAAGCCUGUCGGAUUUCAACCCGUCAACCGAAUUAUCGGUUGAAUCCGAUAUCCGACAAAUCAUCAACAAGAUCAGCUUUGUAAAUAUGUCUGCCUCACUCUUUCUCGUCUCUUCUUCUCGUCACUUCUCUGCAUUUCGAUCCGUUUGGACCUCUGUGGACGCAAAAACGCUUAGUUGUUCUUCAUCCACUCUCUCUCUCUCUCUUUCUGCUGAGAGGCUGCAUUUACUGGGACCAUAGCUCGGAAGCAGCCAGCAGCUUCGAGCAUAGGGAAAAGAAUAUUUGUCGAGCCGUAUAUAUAAAAUUCGACCGGGCUAAAUGGGCAUCUUUCAGUGGCCUUUACUUAUCGAGACUUCUUUCAUCGACCAAGUGAGACUGCACCCCGAAUGUCCGAAGACCUGCGAUAGCUAAGGAGAAAUCAAAAGCUAGUAGGAGGGUUGGAAAACCAUGAUCCAGAACCAAGACGAUUCCCUAAUUGAAGAAGGACUCUAUCGGAAUGCUGUGCACGUCGUAGGUUGACGGUGGACUCAGGGCAUGUGUGAAGAUAACAUAGACAAGAAAAUCAAAGCAGAUGUAUAGACUGAAGAGACACUCGUUAUCGUGAUAGCAUCCAGAGUAGAUCGAGGGCAGAUUCACUCCUCCCGAGUGAUGUAACUAGAAUGGCUGGGCUUCCAAAAUACUGCUUGAAGCAAUAAAGAACAUCACGCUCCUUGUUCAGGAUUAAAAUUCUAAUUUGCAUACUCCUUUCUCCUUUGCUGGGUUCCUCCUCUUCGUGGACCCUGUAGAUUAUGGCCGGACGAAUCAGUCAUUCGUGAUUCUUCUACAUUUACCUCUGGCUUUCAUGUGGAGUUGAAUUUCGGAAAACCGUACACACAAUCGUUUAUGGAAUUACAAACUGCCUCGGAC
This is a messenger RNA of Marchantia polymorpha subsp. ruderalis, 1490 nucleotides long. The record is from the annotation of a GenBank genome assembly. Lineage: Eukaryota; Viridiplantae; Streptophyta; Marchantiopsida; Marchantiales; Marchantiaceae.